Molecule: messenger RNA, 3178 nt
Organism: Mizuhopecten yessoensis (Yesso scallop)
Lineage: Eukaryota; Metazoa; Mollusca; Bivalvia; Pectinida; Pectinidae
Product: transmembrane protein 214-B-like
Exons: 16
Coding region: 48-2114 (688 amino acids)
Cellular component (GO): endoplasmic reticulum; Golgi apparatus
Source: RefSeq, a predicted model, not a curated record
UUUUUUAAACGUUGAGGGUCGCUUAUGUACACUAUCCUGUGAACAAGAUGGCGAGCGUAACGCAGUCUCCGCAUUGGGAAACGGUUGGAAAGGCUAAGAAAAGUGGCAAAAGCCAGAUUCCACACCUUACCCGGAACGAGAAAAAACAAUUUAUCGACAAUAUGCCGAGAAUCGAAGCAAACAAACCACUAAAGGAAUCUGUGACCAUGUAUGAUGCGUUUUUGGAAAAGGAAAGGAGGGAGGAGCUAAAAGCUAGCAGAAGCCAUGAGAAGUCCUCCCCGUCUAGCAGGGACCAAAACGGUAAAGCUGGUGGUGACAGGAAAACUGUGCAGUCGAAAAAGAGAAAGCCGGACCAGGACAAGAAGAAACAAGUGGACUAUGCUGAGGCUAUAGCUGCUAUUACAAAGGAGGAUGUGAAGUCAACCUUGACUCUAACCCAGACACGGUUCCCUGACAACCGGGAGGUGUGGCUCAAAGACCUGGCCUCUUUCCUGAACCUUGAAUUGGAAAAUGUUCCGGAGUCCGAUCCUGUCUUCACCAACAAACCAAAAGAUUUUCCUCUCUGCCACCUUGAUCGGAAAUGUCAACAACCAAUUACAGCUGUGAUCAGGCAGGCUUCCCAGGACACCAUGGAGCACAUGUUCUAUCACUGUGUCAACACCAUGCUCACCGAGCUGAACAAGGGACACUCCACUCUUGGGUACCGUAUCUUUAUUCAGCUGCUUGUUAAAGUCAGACCCGAUGUCGCCUUGUCCAAACUUCCCCAGUUUUUGGAGCUCUUGAAGACCAACCAGAACAGGUCCAGUAGAUGCUUGACAAUACUGUGGUCACUAGGGCAGUGUGGUCACUUUGAUCUCAAAUGUGGACUGAGAAUGUGGAUUGAAGUGAUGCAGCCGACCCUGAAGGUGCGACCAGUAGCCAACUAUUGUGUGGACUACCUGGAGGAGCUGCUAGAGGAUAAGAAGACCCUGAGCUCUGUGUAUGGAGUCAUCACUGUCCGGGAGUACUUCUACCUGCUGGAUCUCAUAUUUGGGGACCGUCAGAUGCCUGGGGACCUGAGUAGAAAGCUUCAGACAAUCUACCCAGACAUCAAGAUGAUUGUGUACGGCGGCACUACAGCUAACAUGAGAAACCUGUUCCCGUCCUACCUGACCAGGGUUACUACCAGCACUUCUCGUCUGAUGAUGACUGAGCUGAUGUCGAGCCUGGCAUACUGUCUGUCCUCAGAUGAGCAGUGUUACAGUGUGUGGGUCCAGAUGUACACCAAGUACAUUCAGCAGUCAAGCAUGUUAAUGCAGCACUUGCUUGAUACCUGGAAUACCUCCAGCAAAACAUUGGACAAGAAGCUACUAAAGAAAACCCUUCGUUCUUUCUCCAUCACCAAUGAUGAACUGGCCUCAAAAGGCAAAUCAAGCAUAGAAGGACUGGAACAAUGCUCUAUCGUGUGCAAGGAACUUCAACAGAAAUUGGAUCAGGCUCGGUUUCCAUGGGGAUGGCUGAUGUUUUUCUUUGUUUCCUUGGUAACCGCAAUUGUUGCCUAUGACAUUUACUUCAGCUCUUCCAUUAAGGCGUCCCGGACCAUGCAAUUUCUGGAGGAUUAUGGAAUCUUGGGAUUUACAGAACAGGUCUGGGGACGGGUUCACCUGUAUACUUCCAUGGCAUAUGGGUGGGUGUGCGUCAAUGUGCCACUGUACUACGGUAAGGUGCAGGCAUCAGUGGGCCCUUUCAUGUGGCAGGCUUGGACCCGCUUACUGCAGUUUUGGAACCAAUUCCUUGAGUUCUCAGCUCCAUUCAGAUUGUGGGCCUCGUUAAAGUUAUCACAAUGUUUAGACUGGAUACACGAACUGUCACCGGACCUGUGGACACAACUAUGGAACUAUGUCUGGUUAUCCUGGGAUUUCUUUCGGGAUUACUCCUUCUGGAUAUGUGGCCAAAUGGCCAACCUUCUUUAUCUCGCCUAUCAUUGGGUGGAAGAAAAUAUUAUUUUAAGCGACUAUACACCGGACAGUGUUCAGAAAGCCCUCACAUCAGGAAUCUCAUCCCUACAUCUCGCCUCCUCUAGUCUCUUCACCUGGUGCCAACAGACUAUUCUACAUGUGACUAACGGACGUUGAGCCUUAAACCUAGAGUUUUUCAAAUGAUACAGAACGAUGCCUUCAUCAUGUGUUUUGAAUGUAGGUCAAUAUUAGCAUGCCUAAUUUCUUUCGAAGCAUCACUACAACAGUUUAUAUACAUGAAACCUAGCUGGAGAAUGUCAGAAACUUAAAAAUAAGAUGUAUUAAAAUCAUAUGUAAGACAGUGUGAUUUUGAUAAGAUUUUUUUAUAAAUAAUUGAGUAUUUUUCUUGAAUGAUGAGAUGUUCUACAUGUUUCUUCAGAAAUAUUUCAUUCUUCCAUUGACAAACAUUUGAAGCAAUUGAUGGAUUUAACUGAUUCACUCCUGAAAUUUCACAAUGAACUAUUCCAACCUUUGAAUUGGAAGAGUUCAAAUGUGUCUUCAGUGGGUGGAAGAGUUAAAUAGAUGCUGCCUAUGAAUAUGGUGGCUUCAAAAAAAAAUUCAAUUUGUUCAUGCUGCAAGUUUCCUAAAUUUGUCUCAGAUUCUAUUCUUGAUAAUGAUUUCAACAUUUUUGUUUAAAUCUGGUAUUUUUUCAAAUAUUUAACUCUUUGUAACUUCUGUCCAUUGUAAAAUUGUCUCGUACAGAUGUAUGUGAUAAAUAAUUGUGUGUAUUAGUGCCAUAUGUUUUAUUACAAAAUAGAUAAGAUCAAUAAGUUUCAUUAGGAGUUUUAUGAAUAACCAAUAUUCACAGAUUUUUAUUUGUAACCUGUAAAACAGGAACCAUUACCAAAAGUCCUACUUUAUUAAAUAAAUAGUACUGUGAACCAAUAUUUUCUGUAAAUGUGAAGAUAUAAAUAUAAGUGAAUUCUGUUAGGGAAUUAAGAGUCUGUCCAUGAACAUCAGUUUUGUUCUCGCAUAUCAUUUAUUUAAUAAUAAUACCGCGAGAACAGGCUGAAUCUGUUGCAGCAUAUUUCUGGCAUCAUCGUAACCAUUACUUUAUAAUACGGCUUUAAUACAAUAUACAAUCCAUUGAUGUCUUGUAUUGACAUAUAUUAAUAUAUGAACGGGUUUGGAGAUCAAUAAAUAACUUUGUAUGUUUACUUAUUGUUGGACUUGUUUAUAUU